Plasmopara halstedii is the source of this 204-nucleotide messenger RNA. RefSeq lists its product as uncharacterized. The transcript is spliced from 4 exons. The record is from RefSeq and is a predicted model, not a curated record. The coding region runs from base 1 to 204 and encodes 67 amino acids. NCBI's taxonomy places the organism in Eukaryota, Oomycota, Peronosporomycetes, Peronosporales, Peronosporaceae.
AUGCAUGCACAGUAUUUGACUCGCAGUCUCUCGCAAAACACGGAAGGAAACAACAAAGCAUCGAACUAUGCAGUACCAUCUAUGAGCGUCUGGGGCUUUCCAAACUUUCCAUUGCGUAUUGCUUCGGUAAGAUCGUCGCCAAAAUCCAGAAAUUCGAAAAUUUCGGAAGGUGAUGUAGCUUUUGAGUCAACUCUUCGUUACUGA